AUGAACCUGGGAAGCUACGACUCACCAUGCGGUAUCUUGUUCUGGAAGCGCGCGUUGCUUGCAAAGCUUACUACGGUGAAUGUGAUGAAGCCGCGCUUCACACAUGUAUUUCACGCGCCCCUUAACUAUCUGAAUUAUACGGCGCAGCAAAGAACAACAACCGCUGGUCAACGCGGCCUACUUGGCCUUUGCGGCACUGGCAUCUACCUCACCCUGAGCAUCACUACGGAAAGGACCUCGUCGCCGUUGAUGGCUCCCCAUGUGUCGGCACCUGCCUUCGACUGCGCCGUCUGCCUUCUAUCACAUCCCUCGGCGAAAGGUAUCCGAGUCACGCCUACCGACGAUUUACUCUGCUCCGACUGCUUCGAGCAAGGUGUCAAACCGCAGUUCGUAGCGGCACUGAAGCAUGAACAUGCCUAUCCCGUAAAAUGGGGUGGCAAGGUCCUAGACCCUGCAGACUUCGCCGCGCAUCUCCCUCCCGGCUUUGCACUGAGGUAUCUCUUCGCUGCACGCGAAUACCAAAUUCCGGUUAGGGAGAGGGUGUAUUGCAACCAUCUCCUCUACACCGAAGAGUCUACCGGAUGGCUCAGCGAGAUCAAGAUCAUGGAAGCCGUCGAUGCCAAUGACCCUCUAUGUGAAUGCGGCAGCUUCCUCGGCGCUCUUAUGCCGCCUAGCGAGGCACGAGCUACGUAUGUUUGCCUCAAAUGCAACGGCAGUACGUGCGGUAUCUGCGCAAGUAGCAUCCUGGAGCGACCGCAACAGCACGUCUGCGAGGAUGUGACUGAGGAGUGCAAGGAAGAAGACGCCUUUGAGGGGCUGGUGAAAGGCCAGGACUACCAAAUUUGCCCCGGAUGCGCCGCGCGUGUUGAAUUGAGGGAUGGUUGUAAUCACAUUUUCUGCAUGGGCCCGGGUUGUAGAGCGACCUUCUGCUUUGUUUGCGGAGCCAAGCUCGAACCUCACGAGACCGAGCAUUUCAGGCAGGGCAAGUGUCCACGGUGGAAUCAACCCGGCUCCAGAUAUGCCCACUUCGACCCGCCUGCACAACCCCAACGUCGUAAUCAAAGAGAAGCAGUGCAAGCCGGAGCUAGGGCCGCACAUGUCGAUCCGUUCGCAGCACCAGAGCCCUGGCAGGUUCAGCCCGCAGCCAGCAACGCGCGCUUCGACCCGCCUCCUCCAAGGCAACCACGUAAUGGAGGAAAUCCGUUUCCAGUCCAGCGCGGAGUCAGGAAUAUUGACGACCAUUCUGACCCAAGGGCGCAACUACAGCCACGCGAUGGAGGAAGACUGAUCCAGCCCGCAGCCAGGACCAUGCAGUUCGACGUGCCUCCGCCGGCGCAGCCACGGGCUGAACGCAUAGCUCAGACCGCACCCCGAAACGUGCAUUCUGAUCUGCCUGCGCCGCCACAGCCCACCGGCGCUGUGGAAGCCCUCAAGCCGAUCGCCCAAGUGAUGCAGGCUGAUGAGGUUUUUCGCGAUGCCAUGAACGCCGCUCAGCGUCACCAGAACGUGACUCGAGGCAUCCGUCGCUUUGCUGAUGAUGACACAAACCGCCCCGACCUUAUAACCAUGGGACACUUUACCGAGCGACUCAUUGAAGGGCUUUCACAGCAGGUCAACGGCCUCUCCCUCAAUAUCGGUACCGAGCAUCCCUUGGUACUGGAGCGGAGGCUCGACAGGUAUUUGGACCUGCAUCGCGAGAUCCUGGCGCACGCACAGUUCCGAGGUCCGGGGCCGCUUGUAAGCGUGCUGGAGGGAAGAUGGGACUUGAGGCGCGCCGUGCAGGUGUUCCUGGGCAGGCAUGAUGCGGUGAUACUCGUGCUAGAGGCCUGGGCUACGGAUACUAGAAACUUGAGGAGGGCGCUAAGGGGGGCUGACGGUGGAGGUGGAGGGGGUGUUAUAUGA
Messenger RNA from Baudoinia panamericana UAMH 10762, 1902 nucleotides. RefSeq lists its product as uncharacterized. Gene Ontology annotation, molecular function: ubiquitin conjugating enzyme binding; ubiquitin protein ligase activity. The record is from RefSeq and is a predicted model, not a curated record. Gene Ontology annotation, cellular component: cytoplasm; ubiquitin ligase complex. Gene Ontology annotation, biological process: protein polyubiquitination; positive regulation of proteasomal ubiquitin-dependent protein catabolic process; ubiquitin-dependent protein catabolic process. Lineage: Eukaryota; Fungi; Ascomycota; Dothideomycetes; Mycosphaerellales; Teratosphaeriaceae. The transcript has 2 exons. Bases 1 to 1902 code for a protein of 633 amino acids.